CAAAAUAUAACAAGUAACAACUAACAACCAUUUACCAUUUUAGCAAAUGUUCGUUUUCCUAAAUUGGUAUUUUUGUUUCUGAUCUGAUUUUAUAGAAAUAGAAAUACAGUUCUUUAUUUUUACGCGAACCCGGCUCCCGCAAGCAUUAUCGUCUUUCAUUUGUCCACAUGGUCUAUAAUUGUAGAUUUGUGGAGUCUUAAUUCAGUGUUAUAAAACAGCAGGACAGUAGUAUUCAAUUUCAACAACGCAGAGAUAACAUUAUGAAGUUCAUUAAAGGAAAGAGACCACAAAACGGUCAAGACCGUGGAGGACGUUUUAAAGUUCAGCAAUCUGGUCCUCGUAAUCGUUUACGUGUAGCAGCAGCCAACAAAGCUACCAAGAUAAAACGUUUAAGAGCCAUUCAAAAACAGUCCGCGAAUGGCAAACAUCACAAUAAUAUGUCAAAAAAUAAUACUAGAGUAGCAAUGAAUGUAGUUGAUGCUCGUGUUAGGCUGUUACAAAAAGCUUUAGAAAAACCAACAGUGUUAGUAGAUGCUAGACAAAAGUUAACAAAACAAAAAGAUGCUCGUGAAAAGAUCCAGGAACGUCGUUUAAAUUCAACAUCAUAUAAUCCAAUACAAAAUAUGGGUACCUCAAGAAGCCAUUCCAAUAACUUAGGCCGUGUCAAAAUUGAUAGUCAUGGUAUUCUUACUGUCAAGUCCAUUUUGGAUGAAAGAGCAUCUUCACAUCAUUCUAGUUUUAGAGACAGAAGACCUGACAGACUGCCUUCUGUAAAUAAAGGACGUUUUGAUGGUGUAGAAAAAAGACGUAGUAGUAACACUUUCAAUUCAGAGCUUAAUACAUUUAGAAGUGACAGACCAAUUGAAGAUAUUAGACCAGUAAGACGGGAUAUGAGAAUACCAAGACGCCCGAUACCAAACACACAGUCUACAAGACGGCCACCAGAGCGUCCUACAAGACCAAUGAGAGUUAAUGAUAAACCAUAUAAUAGACCUAUGGCAAUGGAUUAUGAGGAUUCAAUGGAAUGGGAAGAUACAAAUAGAUACUCUCCUACACCAGUGAUGAGACGAAAUGUCGGAAAUGCAAUGUUUAAUCAUGAUGGAUAUCAAGAUGAUUUAUCAGAUAGAAAUUCAAGGAAUAGAGGGUUGAGUGAAACAUUACGUUCAAGAUUGGACUCACAUCAAGUAGCCUUAGCUAAGCGUUCACGACCUAUUGGCCAUAAAAUUAUUAUUUCUAACUUAGAACCAUCUGUGACGUGUGAAGAUAUAAGAGAACUUUUUGCAGACAUAGGGGAUUUAUUAGAGUCUAAAGUAAUUCGGCCUGGUGUUGCUGAAGUGAUUUAUAAUCGUCGAGCUGAUGCUAUUCAAGCAGUAGAUGUAUAUCAUAAUCGCCAGUUAGAUGGCAGGCCUAUGAAAUGUGACAUGGUGAGGAAUGCCGGUUCUAACACUGGGCCAAUAUCUGUAUCUGGAACAAGUCGUAGAAUGCCUACACGUGGUGCUGAUUUGUAUAAACCAUCAGCGUAUGUCACUUAUGACAUAGAUGCCGUACAUACUGCAUUGUUUAAUAAAUAAAUUAUUAUUUAUCCUAAAAUUAAUGUAUGACAUUUUACUAGAUUCAUGUACCAUAUUUUUUGAUCAACAAUUUAUAAUUCACUUUUCACAUAAAUGCAAAUAUAAAAUAAAAUUAUAUUCAUUUUAAAUAAAAUGAUUAAUACUUACUCAAAACACAAUAAAAUAUAAAAUUUUCAAAUAAAUUAUGUUUUGGGAGUAAUACUUUUUUAUUAGCCAUUUAAGUAUAGAUAACUAUUUAUUGAUUAUCCAAAAGUUGAGGAUUUGAGAUACUCAAGAUUUAGUACAUAAAUAAUUAAUAUUUUUGUUUGUAAUGACAAAUGUACACUAAUUGGUUUUUUUAAAUUAUGACUGUAUUACCUUAGGGUAAAUGUUAGCCUAUAUGGCAUUGUAAAAUGUUUAUACAUAUACAAAUAUCAAGCAUAUGGAUUAUUAGUUAAGUUAAAAUAUUUAUUCAAUUUUUUUUAUUAAGUUUUUAAUAAUAACUU
Rhopalosiphum maidis (corn leaf aphid) is the source of this 2056-nucleotide messenger RNA. RefSeq lists its product as uncharacterized. The record is from RefSeq and is a predicted model, not a curated record. Gene Ontology annotation, molecular function: mRNA binding. Lineage: Eukaryota; Metazoa; Arthropoda; Insecta; Hemiptera; Aphididae. Gene Ontology annotation, cellular component: nucleus. The coding region runs from base 261 to 1571 and encodes 436 amino acids. Gene Ontology annotation, biological process: mRNA export from nucleus. The transcript is spliced from 8 exons.